CGGCGCUAUUACUAUCCGCGGCGCCUUGGCCUGCUUACUGUCCUAUAUACAUUCACAACUCGCGCGUCGUGCUCUACAAAAAUGGGCAAGGCCUCAAAGUCUAUGAAAAAGUUCGCUUCCAGUGGACAGCUCAAGAAAACCAUCGAAGCGAGACGGAAGCACCAGCAAGUACGGAAGAAAGUUCAGGGGAAGAAAUCCGGCAGGGCAAAGUCAAAAGUCGUCGACGACGUCGACGACGACAUGGAUGAUGAUGAGGAAGUUGAAGAGAAGCCUACUAGGAAAGGAAUGACUGUGGAUGACAUUUUGGGUGCUGGAUUCAUGGAAGGAUCUGACGCCGACGGUGACCAGUCGGAGGGUACGGACGACUCCGACAAUGAGGAAGAUGCCGCGAGUGACAACGAUUCAUUUGCUGAUGUCGACGGCUUGGAAGAUGAUGAAGGUCGAAAUCACCUUACGGAAUUAGCCAAACUCGCGGAAACGGAUCCGGAAUUCUAUAAAUACUUGCAGGACAACGACAAGGAGCUCCUGGACUUCAAUCCUUCUGCGGACGCUGCGGACCAUGGUGACCAGGACGAGGACAGCGAAGGGGACGCUGUCAUGGAUGAAGCCGUUGCACGUCCCAUUCUUUCAAGCGACAUCAUUCGAGGGUGGCAGAAGGCUCUCCUCGAGCAUCGAUCUCUUCGUGCCCUACGUAAACUGCUUGUCGCUUUCAAGUCGGCUGUGCAUAUGAAUGAGGAGGAUCAGAUGUUGGCAUGGAGCAUAGAUAACUCUUCUGUCUACAACAAGUUGAUCACCACUGCUUUGAGAUUUACUCCCGUGGUCUUGGAACACCAUGUGCCGUACAAGAAGUUGCCAAACGGCAAAUUUAAACCUCCUACACAAACUCAAAAGUUCAAGACUUUACAGAAACUUAUAUUGUCUUGUUUUCACAACAUCAUUCACCUCCUUUCUCAGCUCACUGACAAUGAGAUGAUCGAGCUCGCAGUCACUGAAAGUGCCAAGAUCGUUCCGUAUGUAGUUAGUAGCCGUAAAACCAUAAAACUUUAUCUUAAAAAAUGUCUAGAAUUAUGGUCGAGCGCCGGAGAUAGUAUACGGAUAGCAUCCUUCCUCGCCAUAAGAAGACUCGCUUCGGCCACGGAUGAAUCCAUCCUGGACAAUGUGCUCAAGGGAACAUACCUCACUCUUGUCCGUUCCUCAAAAUCCACUACCGUACAUACCAUCCCUGCCAUCAAUCUGAUGAAGAAUUCCGCUUCAGAGAUCUUCUGCUUGGAUCAUGCGGCAUCGUAUCAACUCGCGUUUGGAUAUAUCCGACAAUUAGCCAUUCAUCUACGCAAUAGCAUGAAACUGAAAUCCAAGGAGUCAUACAAGCAGGUAUACAACUGGCAGUACGUCCAUUCGAUCGACUUUUGGUCGUUAGUGCUUGCCCGCGCCUGCGACGUGGAUCCCGGUUCCCAGGAAGAUGGCGACAGCGAACUAAAACCACUGAUCUAUCCUCUUGUCCAGGUUAGCCUCGGUGCCAUCAAGCUCAUUUCCAGCAAUAGAUCAUAUCCGUUCCAUCUGCAUGUCAUUCGUUCCCUGUUGCAUUUAACACGGCAUACACAAAUCUACAUUCCUAUCUCGCCUUACCUUCUACCGAUUCUCGCAUCUACCCUGUCGUCUCCAUCAAAACCAAGCACACUGAGACCUCUGGACUUUGAAGUACAGAUCCGCUGCCCACAGCAGUACCAAAAGACUAGAGUUUAUGUUGAGGGGUUGAUCGAGGAAUCGUCCUUCCUACUCGCGGAGUGGCUAUCGACCGCCGCGGUGCAGGGGAGCAUCGCGUUUCCUGAGAUAGCCAUACCCAUCCUUGUCACACUAAGAAGAAGUCUGAAGGCGGCAAGGGUUGGGUCAGGGUCUGGGAAAGAUCUGGGUGUCGUUAAGACUUUGAUUGAGCGUAUGGAGGAGAGUGCCAGGUGGGUUGAAUCUCGUCGGAAGAACCUCAAAAUUGCACCCGGACGACAAGGUGAUGUUGAUGCAUGGCAGGAAGAGACCAAGGGUAAGGCUGGGGACUCACCAUUGGCACGAUAUGUCAAGGUCCAGCGGAAAGUCCGAGAAAAAAGAAGAGAGUUGGUCGAAAAAGCUCGUGAAGGCAAAGCCGAAAUUCUAUCUGACUAGCUGACGACCGUACACGUUUCGUCGUUGCCAUUACAUUUAAUUUGCGAGGAUUUUUUUGUGAUCUCUGCUCUUACGUGCCAUGAUUUGUAUGCGCAGUUGUAAUACCUGCGGUUUCAAUAAUCGUUGUCAAGGUUGCAACUACCCUAAAGACAGACGCCAACUAUGACUGCUCAGGCACGAUUUACAACGGAAUUCAAAAUAUGCGAUAACGAGACCUGAAACCCGUGGAAGUGUAUAUGAUUCAGGGACAGAAGAUAUUUCCAUGAAUUAGUGUCAGUAAAUCUUUUAUGAAUAGUUCCGUGACUUUCGUCCUCCG
Messenger RNA from Guyanagaster necrorhizus, 2470 nucleotides. RefSeq names its product Noc2-domain-containing protein. Gene Ontology annotation, biological process: ribosomal large subunit biogenesis. Gene Ontology annotation, cellular component: Noc1p-Noc2p complex; nucleoplasm; Noc2p-Noc3p complex. The record is from RefSeq and is a predicted model, not a curated record. The coding region runs from base 82 to 2154 and encodes 690 amino acids. NCBI's taxonomy places the organism in Eukaryota, Fungi, Basidiomycota, Agaricomycetes, Agaricales, Physalacriaceae. The transcript is spliced from 12 exons.